Messenger RNA from Medicago truncatula (barrel medic), 1623 nucleotides. Its product is annotated as putative pre-16S rRNA nuclease. The record is from RefSeq and is a predicted model, not a curated record. The transcript is spliced from 6 exons. The coding region runs from base 402 to 1097 and encodes 231 amino acids. NCBI's taxonomy places the organism in Eukaryota, Viridiplantae, Streptophyta, Magnoliopsida, Fabales, Fabaceae. Gene Ontology annotation, biological process: rRNA 5'-end processing.
AACACGCCUUUUGGAUCUCACCCUUCUCAGCCAAAAAAAAUGUUCAGUGGUUCUAUGCGUAAAAAAUCAAAGAAAAAUCAUCCUUUUUUUUGUGCUUCUUCUCAAACAAGUCCAUAAGAUCUUGAAUCUCAUUACAGUAAAUACUUCUUUGUGUUUGUACGUAAACACACAAAAGUUUGUGUUUGUGUUUGUGUUUGUGUUUGUGAUUGUGACUGAGUGUGAGGAUGAAGAAUAAGGGUUCUGCUCGCCUGUGAUUUCAAUGACGAAAUACUUCUUUUUUAGUGAGAGAGAUAUUGAAGGAAGUGGUUUUUUAAUUGAAAGAAGUGCGACGUGGCAAAGCAAUUGUCGCUAGCAGUUCUCAUAAUCUAAUCCAUAAGCUCUUCUCAAUUUCUCUCCCUCUAAUGUGGACGCAGCAGCAACUUGUACAACCAGUGCCACCCUUGAAACUCUUCCACUCAUUUCAACCAUCAAAUCAUGCAAAAAUUCAAUCUUUAUCAAAAUUAAAUUCGACCCAAAAUCUAAAAACACCAUUAACUUUGGAAGAACUUCCUCCAAACGCGCUUCGGAGAAAGAAAGAUGCAGAAUGGAGAGGAGGGUUCUCUCUUGGUGUCGACUUGGGAAUGGCUCGUACUGGCAUUGCUCUCAGCAAAGGAUUCACUUUUCGCCCUUUAACGGUUUUGAAACUGCGAGGACAGAAACUCGAGGUCCGGAUAAUGAACAUCGCAGAAGAAGAGGAAGCUGAUGAGUUUAUAAUUGGACUUCCAAAGUCUUCUGAUGGAGAGGAAACGAUACAGUCAAACAUAGUCCGUUCUGUUGCUGGAAGGCUUGCUAUUCGAGCUGCUGAGAGGGGCUGGAGAGUAUAUCUACACGAUGAAUAUGGGACGACAAAUGCCGCCAUAGAUCGAAUGAUCAACAUGGGCGUGAAUAGGUCUCAGCAGAAGAAACAAGAUGCCUAUGCUGCCGUGAUGUUACUUGAGAGAUAUUUCUCCACAUCAGGUCAGAAAACUGAACUUGUUGUGCCCAAGAAUCUUGAACUACAAGGAAAACUUAGAACUGGUCCUCCUAGAGAUGAUGAUUAUUUCUCAGACGAAGAUUAAUCACAUAAUAAAGGAGCUUGUACCAUUCCAUCAUUCGUGUUUUCUAAUUUCAAGUAUGCAUGAGAAAAAUGCGAGAAAAUGGAGACAUUCUAACAAUUGUUAAUCAACACAAUGAUUUGGGGUGUUUGGAUUUCCAUUACAAAACUUUUAGGAUGUAUGGAAGGAAAAAAAUUUGUCAAAAGGUGCGAGUUACUGUUUAUUUUGAUGUAAUAGUAAAAAUGGUAGAUAUUGCUAGGGUUGGUUAUUGCAAAAUCAACAUCAGAAUUUGUUUUAAGUUGAACUUCUCUGUGAGUAAUGGUAGUAUUCCAGUGUCAAUAUACACCAUCCUACAAAGGUCUUUUGAUGACAAAAUUAAUAGACUUUUUGUGACUGCAAUGAUAAAUGGGUGUAUUUAAUUAGUAGAAUUGAGUAACUUUCAAUGUGCAAAGUAAAUUAAGUAAAUUUCUGAAGUUUUUUUCUUGCAUUUAUACCUUCACUAUUCUCAGUUUGGACCAGCCGUUAAAAUAAAGUUUCGUAUUGUACUCUA